UUUCUAUCAGCACCUAACAUCCAUGGAAUGCAACUUUCCUGGAUGAAGGUUACAGAAACAAUUGGUGGGUUUCUGUUUACUUAUGAAGAAAGUGUAGACCAGUGGAGGUUGGCCGGGAACGAGACAACGAGUAGUAGCGCACAUCUGUUUUAGCAGGGACAGGUGGAGAAACCAGGAUACUACAAUGGAAGCUUUCUCCAAGUCCUUUCGGGAAGAAGAAGAAGAUGAAGAAUCUCUCAAAUGGGCUGCUAUUGAGAGAUUGCCUACUCUUUUACGCGCAAGGAGAAGUAUACUCGCUGAUCAAGAGGAGGGUGAGGCCAGAGAAAUUGACGUCAAGGAUCUUGGAUUACUAGAGAGGAAGAAUUUGUUGGAUAGGUUAGUGAAGAUUGCAGAGGAAGAUAAUGAGAAGUUCUUGUUCAAGCUAAGGGAUCGCAUGAAUAGAGUUGGACUUGAAUUUCCAACAACUGAAGUGCGGUUCGAGCAUUUGAAUGUUGAAGCAGAAGCUUAUGUAGGCAGCAGGGCAUUACCUACAAUGUUCAACUUCUCCAUUAAUAUUAUAGAGGAGCUCUUGAAUUGCAUUCAUCUUCUUCCUAGUAGAAAGAAACCUCUGCCAAUUUUACAUGGUGUCAGUGGAAUAAUCAAACCAAGAAGAAUGACACUGCUAUUAGGCCCUCCGGGCUCUGGUAAAACCACAUUGCUAUUGGCAUUGGCCGGAAAGCUUGGUAAAGAUCUCAAAAGAUCUGGAAGAGUAGCGUACAAUGGACUGGGGAUGGAUGAGUUUGUACCGGAGAGGACAGCAGCUUACAUUAGUCAGCAUGAUCUUCACAUACCAGAGUUGACUGUGAGAGAAACUCUGGCUUUUUCAGCACGAUGUCAAGGGGUCGGACCACGUUAUGAAAUGCUAGUAGAACUAUUAAGAAGGGAAAAGGCUGCAAAUAUUAUGCCAGAUUCUGAUCUUGAUGUCUACAUGAAGGCAGCAGCACUAAAAGGACAGGAAACCACUGUGAUUACAGAUUAUAUACUCAAGAUUUUGGGUCUUGAAAUUUGUGCUGAUACCAUGGUAGGGGAUCAAAUGAGACGAGGUAUAUCUGGUGGCCAAAGAAAGCGACUCACCACAGGGGAAAUGCUUGUUGGCCCAGCAAGAGCACUUUUUAUGGAUGAGAUAUCAACUGGCUUGGACAGUUCAACAACAUUUCAGAUUGUAAAUUCACUAAGACAGUCCAUUCACAUUCUUAAUGGAACGGCUGUAAUCUCUCUCCUGCAGCCAGCACCAGAAACAUAUGAUCUCUUUGAUGAUAUAAUUCUCCUCUCAGAUGGGCAUAUUGUGUAUCAAGGUCCCCGUGCAAAUGUGCUUGAGUUCUUUGAGUACAUGGGAUUUCAAUGUCCUGAGAGGAAAGGAGUUGCUGAUUUCCUCCAAGAAGUGACAUCAUGGAAAGACCAGGAGCAAUAUUGGAGAGAUAAAGAUAAACCUUAUAGCUUUGUCACGUCCAAGACAUUUUCUGAAGCAUUGCAGUCAUUUCACAUUGGUCAAGAACUCGGUAAUGAACUUGCCAGACCUUUUGACAAGUCUCGUGGAAACCCUGCAUCUUUAACAACUGAGAAGUAUGGCAUAAGCAAGAAGGAACUUUUUAAAGCUUGUAUGUCUAGACAUUAUUUGCUUAUGAAAAGGAACUCGUUUGUCUACAUUACCAGAAUGAUAGUUUUCCUUAUAACUGCAUUUGUGACAACGACAUUGUUUUUACGGACUGAGAUGCACCGAGAUACAGUAGAAGAUGGUGGCAUAUACAUGGGAGCUAUGUUUUUCACAAUGGUGAUAAUUAUGUUCAAUGGGUACUCGGAGCUUGCUAUGACUCUCAUGAAGCUUCCUGUGUUUUUCAAGCAAAGGGACCUGCUCUUCUAUCCUGCUUGGGCAUAUUCUUUACCAACAGUGAUUAUAAGAAUCCCCAUGACCUUUGUGGAAGUUUCCAUUUGGAUGAUCAUCACUUACUACGGUAUUGGUUAUGAUCCAAGCUUUGGAAGGUUCUGCAAGCAGUUUGUUUUACUGGUGUGCAUUAGCCAGAUGGCAACUGGACUGUUCCGAUUGAUAGGUGCAUUAGGAAGGAACAUGAUUGUUGCAAACACGCUUGGAUCUGUUGUUUUACUAUGCUGUUUUAUUCUGGGUGGCUUUCUGUUAUCACGAGAGGAGAUGAAAAACUGGUUGCUGUGGGGAUAUUGGCUCUCACCGAUGACGUAUGCAAUCAAUGGAAUGGCUGUCAAUGAAUUUUUUGGAAAGAGUUGGAGACAUGUUCCACCCAACUCAACAGAAUCAUUGGGUGUUAUGGUCUUGAAGUUUCGAGGAGUGACUCCAGACGCAAGUUGGUAUUGGAUUGGAGUUGUAGCUUUAACUGGAUAUUUUGUUCUGUUCAACUUCCUUUACACCCUGGCACUUCAGCUUUUGGAACCACUUGAUAAGCCUCGGGCAGUACUGUCCAAAGAUGCCCUGGCAAAAAAACAGGCAAUGAAAGCUGGAGAGUGCAUUGAGCUAUCGCCAACAGGAAAGAACUCUAAUGCUGGACUCAUAAGUAAAAUUUUAUAUCCAUGUCUACCUUGUGGAUGUCCAGGAUUACUCAACUUUCUUUGGUGCAAAAAUGCAGGAGUAGGGAAAGAAGUUUUAGAGAAUGUGUCCGCUAAUUGUUCCAAGCAGCAAGGAAUGAUUCUUCCUUUUCAACCCCUCUCAAUUACAUUUUCUGAUAUCAGAUAUGCAGUGGACAUGCCACAGGAAAUGAAAGCUCAAGGCAUUACUGAGGAUCGAUUAGAACUUCUGAAGGGUGUGAGUGGUGCUUUCAGGCCUGGGGUUUUAACAGCUCUAAUGGGUGUGAGUGGAGCUGGAAAGACUACUUUAAUGGAUGUUCUGGCAGGAAGAAAAACCGGUGGAUAUAUUGAAGGGAACAUUUCCAUUUCUGGAUAUCCAAAAAAGCAAAAAACAUUUGCUCGUAUAUCAGGAUAUUGUGAGCAGACAGAUAUACACUCUCCACAUGUUACGGUUUAUGAGUCUUUGGUUUAUUCUGCAUGGCUUCGAUUGUCCCCUGAGGUUGAUAACCUAACCAGAGAGAUGUUUAUUGAGGAAGUUAUGGAACUUGUGGAACUGACCCCAAUAAGGGAUUCACUUGUUGGAUUGCCUGGAGGGAAUGGUCUGACAACGGAGCAGCGCAAAAGGCUCACAAUUGCAGUGGAGCUCGUUGCCAACCCAUCCAUUAUAUUUAUGGAUGAGCCUACGUCUGGUCUUGAUGCCAGGGCAGCAGCAAUUGUAAUGAGAACAGUGAGGAAUACAGUGGACACCGGAAGAACUGUAGUCUGCACCAUCCACCAGCCAAGCAUUGAUAUAGUUGAUGCUUUUGAUGAGAUGCUUCUUUUGAAAUGGGGUGGCGAAGAAAUAUAUGUUGGCCCUUUAGGCUACCAUUCUUCUGACUUAAUCAAAUACUUUGAGAGAAUUAGCGGGGUUCCCAAGAUGAAGAAUGGUUACAAUCCUGCAACUUGGAUGUUAGAGGUUACUUCUGCAGCCCAUGAAGCAGCACUAGGGAUUAAUUUCACAGACAUAUACAAGGAUUCAGAACUAUACAGGAGAAACAAGGUCUGGAUCAAGGAACUAAGCAUGCCUCCAUCAAAUUCAAAGGACUUGUACUUCCCUACAAAAUACUCGCAGUCUUUUUAUAUCCAGUGCAAAGCUUGCCUAUGGAAGCAACACUUGUCUUACUGGAGAAACCCGUCAUACAGUGCAGUUAGACUUCUUUUGACAACAUGGAUAGCUUUAGCAUGCGGGACAUUAUAUUGGGAUCUUGGUUCCAGAAGGCAAAAGAAGCAAGAUCUUUUUAACGUAACGGGUGCUAUGUAUUCUGCUGUUCUGUUCAUUGGUCCACAAAAUUCCUCAACAGUGCAGCCAGUUGUAGGCAUUGAGCGAAUAGUCUUUUAUAGAGAAAGGGCUGCCGGAAUGUACUCUGCCUUGCCGUAUGCCUUGGGACAGGUUGGCAUUGAGCUCCUGUACACUUUGAUCCAAACUAUCAUAUAUGUUGUUAUUGUUUACACCAUGAUCGGAUUUGAGUGGACAGUCAACAAGUUCUUUUGGCAACUAUUCUUCACGUACUUCACUUACUUAUACUUCACCUUAUAUGGUAUGAUGAGUGUGGCCAUUACUCCCGACCUUGCCGUUUCUGCUGUAGUUUCUACAGCACUGAGCCCAUUGUGGAAUGUUUUUUCGGGAUUUAUCAUUCCCAAAUCGCGAAUUCCAAUAUGGUGGAGAUGGUUCUACUGGUCAUGUCCGGUCUCUUGGAGCUUGUACGGAAUGAUUGUUUCACAGUUCGGUGGCAUUGAGGACAGGCUUGAUUCUGGCGAAACUGUGGAAGCUUAUACGAGGUCGUAUUUUGGGUACAGAGAAGAUUUUGUAAGUGUUGUUGCAGUAGUGCUCGUAGCUAUUUCAGUGCUCUUUGGAUCCGUCUUUGCUUUUUCAAUCAAAGCCUUUAACUUUCAAAAGAGAUGACAACGUUAUACAUCUGUAAACAUUCUAAAGCAAAUGAUGCCAUGAUUUCUUCU
This is a messenger RNA of Argentina anserina (silverweed cinquefoil), 4566 nucleotides long. RefSeq names its product pleiotropic drug resistance protein 1-like. The transcript has 23 exons. Gene Ontology annotation, cellular component: membrane. The record is from RefSeq and is a predicted model, not a curated record. Bases 185 to 4513 code for a protein of 1442 amino acids. Gene Ontology annotation, molecular function: ATP hydrolysis activity; ABC-type transporter activity; ATP binding. NCBI's taxonomy places the organism in Eukaryota, Viridiplantae, Streptophyta, Magnoliopsida, Rosales, Rosaceae.